AUUUUUUUCUCAUUAUCAACAGGUUAUGUCACGCUGUGCUUAUAAUACGAUUCAAGUGUUUUUACCAAGUUCCAUAUUCUAUUGUAAUAAUUUAUUCUUUGUCAUUUAGUUUGUUCAGCAAAUUAUGCUUAUCAUUUUCACCGGUUUGUUUGUAAAAUUAUUCACAAGAACGUGAAAUUUUGUUUGAAGUAUUUUUCAAUUAAUUUACCGUUGGGUAACUUUAAUGCCGGUUUGUUAUUGCCGCUUAUUAAACACGAAUAUUGUUUAACUUAAAUGAAAUUGUCAUUGGUAAAAAUCCAGUGAAAAUCUACUUCGAGUCAUGAAUAUCGACAAUGGGAAGUCCACUGUACUUGAAAAAACGAAACAUACCAGCAAUGAUAUGAAAGAAAAUGAUGAAAUUUUAAUUGAAAAAAAUGAAGAAUGUGGGUCUAGCAAAGAUGUAAACAGUACAUCAGAGUCGUUUGGAGUCAUCAGUGAUAUUAAAAUUAAAGUGGAAAGUUCUGCAUCUGUAGACAAUUCAAACACACAAAACAAUUGUGGUGAUGAAAAAAAUUCUGCAGUUAAUGAAGCUAGUGUCGAAAGUAGAAGUACAAAUCAUAAUGUUAAUGUAAAAAAAAUAGAUGAUUUAUUCUUCAUAGAUAAACGCACACCUUUAGAAGUAAUAGCCAUGCAAUAUGAUAGUUCGGAUGAAGAAACUAAUGACAAUGAAGAUACAGUUUCCAAAAAAACUAGUGUUUCAAACGUCCAAGACUACAGAAAUCGAGAUGUAGUGGUGCUCUCGAGUGAUUCUUCGAGUGACAGUGAAAGUGACUCAAGCAGCAGUAGUUCUGAAACUAAUUCAAAAAGUUCCAACUCUGAUGACAGUAAAAAUUCUAAUGAUGAAUCCAAUGAUGAGAUACAAUCCAAAAAUAAAAAUAGUAGGACUAGAAAGAACACACAACCAAAAAAAGAAUACGAUUUGCCGCCUAUUGAGGACUUGCAAAUUAGUGUUCCUGAAGUUUUGUGUGAACCUUUAGGCAAAGUUGCUUGGUUUGUCAAAGAAAUGGUUGUUGUGAAGCCAGAACCUGAUAAAUUAACUCUUAAUUUAGAUACUGUAUUGUUCAUUGAAAGGGGCAAAAGGGCUCUUGGCCACAUAUUCGAUGUAUUUGGUCAAGUAUCCCAGCCACAUUACUGCGUGAGGUUCAACAGUUCAGAACACAUUCAUGAACGUGAUAUUAAGGAGGGCAUGACUGUUUACUUCUGUCCAAAUUCACCUUAUACAUCCGUAGUAUUUUUAAGUGAACUUCGAAAGUCAAAACCUGUGGAUGAUUUGGAAGAGGAUGACCCUCCACAAUUUUCUGAUGAUGAGGAAGAACGAGCUUACUUGGCCAGUUUGAAAAAUAAGUCCAAUAAAUCCACAGCUAAUCAACACAAGCAAGCUGGAGAAGGUGAAAUUCCAAACAAACGCCGUCGUGGUAACAAACAACAAGGUUGGCAGUCUAAUCAUCCCUGGAAUAGUUAUCGAGAGAAUCAACAGUUGCAACAGCAACUAGCCACGAGGCCGUUCUAUCGCUCGCAUAAUCUGUGGUCCCGUCCGCGCUAUCCGCAAGUCAACAAUUGGGCCUGGUACCAGCCUUUACAUCCGUCUCAACAACAGCCCCCUCAAUUCAUACAACAAGCCAACUGGGCAUCUGCUUACGGCCCUCAGUCCUACGAAGAGGCCCAACAACACGAGUUUGGGUACAGCAAUCCACAGCAGGCAGCUACUUAUUAUCCACAGAUCGAUACAAAUAGCUAUGGACAGAUGCAGCAACAGCAACCGCAAGCUAAUAUAAGCCCGCCGGUACAAGAUUUGUCGAGACUGGUCUCGCAAUAUCAGCUAUUGACUCCGCCACCCCCACCCCCACCUCCAUCAGAUCAAAACAAAUAGCUGUUUAUUAUUAUUUAUUGUUG
Molecule: messenger RNA, 1932 nt
Organism: Copidosoma floridanum
Lineage: Eukaryota; Metazoa; Arthropoda; Insecta; Hymenoptera; Encyrtidae
Biological process (GO): box H/ACA snoRNP assembly; pseudouridine synthesis; ribosome biogenesis
Cellular component (GO): sno(s)RNA-containing ribonucleoprotein complex
Molecular function (GO): RNA binding
Source: RefSeq, a predicted model, not a curated record